AUGCAAAAGUCCAUGGACAAGAUGGUGAGCAAGAUCAAAAGUUUGGAGAAGAAGGUUUCUGGUUCUUCAAGCAAGAAAAGAAGUCCAAGGCCCCCACAAUUCCUUAGGAGUAGAUCUCUUCUCACCACUCCAAGGAGGCUCCCUGCCCAAGAGCCUCACAGAGCCUCUUCUUUCGAGCCAAGGGAAGGAGAAGACAACACGCUCAUUCAUAUCAUAUCACAUCCACCUAAAAUCAUAUCAUCAAUUUGUGUAUGCGAACUCGAUCGAGUCGGUCUAACUGAGGACUUGGUCGAGCUAGACUUACAACGGGUAGAAAGAGGUUCAGAGGUCACAGAGGGUACAAGAGGAACCUGA
Molecule: messenger RNA, 354 nt
Organism: Microthlaspi erraticum
Lineage: Eukaryota; Viridiplantae; Streptophyta; Magnoliopsida; Brassicales; Brassicaceae
Source: the annotation of a GenBank genome assembly